This is a messenger RNA of Amoebophrya sp. A120, 5671 nucleotides long. The record is from the annotation of a GenBank genome assembly. NCBI's taxonomy places the organism in Eukaryota, Dinophyceae, Syndiniales, Amoebophryaceae.
GUUCAUGGCGCAAUCGUUUCUUCUGAAAUUUGUGAAGUUUUUACAUACAUAGUGCUCAAGUAGGAAGUAAAAGUUUCGUUUUUGGUGUGUAUCUUUCUUCAUUUCUAUUAUAGCAUUUUAGGAAGAUAUUCGUCGCUCUGCUCACAAUUUCAAUUACCAUUGGUUGCUAUGAAAGAAUUGCUCCUUUGAUUUUGUUCACAAUUAGCCACUUACGACUUACCGAAUUGCUCCUCUCGUUGAAUAUUUUCCUCGCUAAUUUUUGUCCUCGGGCUUCUGUCAUUUCCUUUCCAGCCAGAUAAAACAAUCAGAACAACAUCAACCGGAGACGUUUACAAACCACGAAAAAAAUGACCGACCCGAGCAAACAGCCCCUGCCACCUCCCGUCUUGAAAUGGGCGAAAGAGGAGCUGAUGCGUAUGGUGGGAGAUUGUGGCGACGAGGUGGUCACGAUGGUGCUGGAAAAGGAGAACAACGACCUGCAGCAGUUUUUGGUCAGUUUUGGUGUCGAAGACCGAGAGGCUUACACCUUCUGUCAAAAUCUGGUGCACAAAAAAUUCGAGGCGCAAGUGAUCCAGGUAAGAAAUGAAUUUUCGCGCUCGUCGUCGUAGUCACUCUGUGUUUACAAUCUACAACACUACACAGAUGACGACCUUCAUGACAUCCAGGAGUAAAUUGAAACCUCGCUCGACGGCCUGUGAUGGCUGCAUGAUGAGAAUCAUGAUCACACAGUCAGAAUCAGAAUACAAACUCAAACGCUCCGUGGUAGUGGUACAAAAACUCUUCUCGCCUAUUGAACUUCUACAGGAGCACGCCGCGAAACAGCACACAAAAGAGAUGGAGGCGAACUUCCCGAAAUUAAAGGGAAUGACGGCACUAUGCACUGCAAAAGUAUCGUACUAGUACAAAUCGCAAUACAAAUUGGCUCAGCAUAAUUACAAAUUAGAGGUGUAAUGCGGAUUUACCUAACCAACUAGAUUUGUAAUGCAUAACUGCGUUUACUACGAGUACGAUACUUUUGCACAGGAUAGGCACGGCAAAAACACGAAUUUGCCUUGAAGCAGGAGAAGGAAAGAAUGGAGAAACUGCGGCAGGAGCGGGCGAGCCAGAACUUCUUCUGCAGCUCGCAGGCUACAGCGCUGGCGACUGGUACUUCUAUAAUUUUGGUGGUUUGUAUUUUGCAUGGGCAUAUUAACAAAGUAGAUGCCCUGUGCGUCUUUUGCGGUCUAGAGUGCUGAUGUAGAAUUGUACGUAGUAAGCACCCACUAGUUGUAGUAUUACGCUUGUUUAUAAUAAUAAUUUCCCGCAUGAUGACAACAGACACUGUGAAAGAGAGGCCGUCUCUGGUACGUCUUUCCGGGUAUUAAGUUGUCUUGCAGUUUCUGCAGGACAAACUUUGCUUGGGGACGAUGACCUAGGAUCUCAGUCCCGCUCUCGAGUAGUUUUCAGUCUGAAACGGGAUAAAACAUAAACAUCAAAGAUCCGCAGGCUCUUUAAAUUGGCUACGCAAGAAUAAACACGAUGAAUGUGCUAUGCAAGGAAAAAACUGUGUAAGUGUAACUUUCUUGGAGGAACAGCAUCACAGGUUUGCUCUGCAUGACGGAGAAAACCUGUGAUGCGUAGCUAGGAGCUGAAAACACGUACGAAAGGAGCCUCUGACGCAUAUCCAGCAUGCCCGUUGUAAGUGUCUUGCAUCGUCUGCAACACAAAGUUACAACAGACACUGUGAAAGAGAGGCCGUCUCUGGUACGUCUUUCCGGGUAUUAAGUUGUCUUGCAGUUUCUGCAAGACAAACUUUGCGUGGAGACGAUGACCUAGGAUCUCAGUCCCGCUCUCGAGUAGUUUUCAGUCUGAUACGGGAUAAAACAUAAAGAAACAUCAAAGAUUCGCAGGCUCUUUAAAUUGGCUAAGCAAUAAACACGAUGAAUGUACGCUGCUCCAGUUCCCUCAUACUUCUAGAUCUAGUUCCAGACCUAGCUCAAGCAGUAUUACAAACAUUCCCUCACCACCUCCUUCACAGGCGCCCCCGCCACCGGUACUAGUUCUUCUACCUCCGGCUCCCACACCAAAGCUUCAAAGAAGCAGCAAGAGAACCGGCGCAUUUGUCUUUGCCAGGGCAUGAAGCACGGCGUUUUGUCCAACUGUCUGCACUGCGGGAAGAUUAACUGCAAAGAGGAGGGCUACGGACCCUGCCUUUUUUGCGGCAACGAGCUGAUCUUCGACGAUCUGGACAAAAUCGCAUUUGACAAAACGGAUGAGGAGAUCGCUUCCCUGCAGAAAGCCGUGGAAAAAGCGAAGAAAUUGGUGCAGUUCGAUAGAGAAUCGCAGAAGAGAACCAAAGUGUUCGACGAGUCUACUGAUUGGUAUUUGGAAGCGCAGAACCCCUGGCUGUCCCAGUCCGCACGUGAGCAGGCGAAGAAGCAAGAGAAAAUUUUCCGGAAGCAGAGGGAGCUGGAAAAGCGGAAAAUCCACCUCACGGUUGAUUUCUUUGGCCGGACGAUCGUGGAGUCGUCGGAUGGGAAGCAGUUGGAAUCCGACAACGCGAGUAAAUUGGAGCAGUUUAUCGACGUGGACUCGAAAUUGCUUCUCGACAGCACGGAUUUGCUGGGCCGAAACAACAAGCAAAUCGACUACGAGAAGGUGCACGGGGCCUCCGUGCCCGCUUUGGUCGGUCCCGCAAAGGACCUGUACGAAUCGUUGCAGAAAAGUUUGCGCGAUAACGCGCGGAACAAUAAUAAAAACCCAUCCACUUCUUCGUCUGCCGGGGGGCCACAGUACUCGGAUGAGUUGAAGGAUAUUGUUGUCAAGUCGUCUUCUCCAGGCGGGCCCGCUGCAACAGGCAGUAAAAGUAGAGGGCAAGAGCAGCAAGGCGGCUCCAGUUCCUCUACCGCAGCUUAUCGACCAAGAUAUGAGGACAGAGAAUUCGACGACGCGCUGAAUCAGGCGGCGCUGUUUGGAGAUAAAAACAGCAACCACCAAGAUAGAAACGACAAUCCUGCCGGCAGUAGAGAGGAAGACGUCGAUCAACAGGACAACCCAGGUAGUAGAAAUGGUACGAAAGCACAGCAGGACUUCCCGGCCCCCAAGCCGCUCUUUCCGGACGCGCUGGACGAAGGGAAGUGUCUCUCGCUGCACCAACCCUGGGCGUCGCUGAUUGUCGCCGGGUUCAAGCGCGCGGAAGGGCGGGGGUGGAACAGUGACGGGAAAAAUAAGCAUUUCAACCGCGGGAGAUUGUGGAUUCACGCCGCGAUGAAGGACGUGGAGGACGAAACGGUGUCGCAAAUGGAGGACUACUACAAAAAUUUGUACGGAAACUACCCGAAACUCCCACUUUUUCCUUCAGAAUCCGGCCUCGGCUACCCGAGCGGGUGCAUCCUCGGUUGCGUCGAUCUAGUGUCCAUUGAGGAUAACGAAAGCUACAAGGUGAGGAGAAAGCAGGAACUGCUUGGGAUACGGAAAGUGAAGAUGAACGACCAAAGUAGUAGCGGGGCGAAUUAUGCAGAUGGAGGUGAGCAGGAGCCAGGCAGCGCAGGAACGGCGGAAGACAAUUUAGACGAUGCAGAGGACAUUCACUUGGAAGAAAACAGCUCCGACUACAUCUUCUGGCUGGAAACCCCGCGGAAGCUCGCGGUCCCCUGCAAAAUGUCUGGCGACCACAAGUUCUGGGACAUACCGCGAGACACUCUGAAAACGCUGCAAAAAGCGUUGCUCCCGGUGAAGUGGCCGGCGCAGGGCCUGCCGCAGCAGUUCGAAGCCAGACAUGAUCUGCGAUUUGACCUAAAAACCGGCGGCAUUUACCGAGAGGAGCGACCGGCCUCGAGUGGUGCAGACCACGCUGUGACAAAAGCGGAAAAUAACAGCGCCAGCAAAGCAGCUGCGACCACCACGAGUGCAGAAAAUAAAUCGGACCAAAAGCUGUACCAAAACCUGCUGGACCACCACUCCGAGUCAACAGCAUCAAAACUCGAGCGUAAUAACAACAAAAUUUUUAAGGCGAACUUCACGGCGUCGGCCAGAUUGGCGGAGAGUUUUAUCCAUUUGCACGACUUGAUUCCGAUCAACGAGCAACAGCAGAUAAUCGACUAUUUAGCUGCGAAGUCCGAUGCUUGCAACGCACAACGAAACAACGGCGGGUUUUUCGUGGAACAGGUCAGCAACGUCAGUACGACAGCCUGUAGUUCUUCUUCAAAGACCACCACGACAACAUCAACUGACAAACAAGCACAACAACAUCAAGCUGAUACAACAACGAGCGAUAUUAACAAGAAGUUCCUGAAGACCAAGACCGCGAAGGUUUGUCGCAUGAGUCUCGGUAUAUCAAAUGCAAAAAUGUCUGGGUCUGGAAAAAUGCGCGAUUUGUCAUGCAGCUUUUCCAUGACCCAUGAGGUCCGGAAUGCAGGACCUAGCAUGACAGAUUCUGCGCGAUCUCUCUCAUGCCUAUCCUGCAUGAGAAACUCCCUCCCGACUUGGUCAAAACUGGACACCUUUUGGUAAUCAUGCAACACAAAUUUUUGCAUGCUUCAGAUUUAGCAUGACAAGUUGCAUUCUUCCAGAGGACCCAGACACUUUUACAUUUCAUACGGUAGCUUCGUCUUCAAUUUCCGGCUCAACCGGUGGGAAGCGGGGGACGAAAUUCGGGACAUUUCGAAGGGGUUGUUGGAAAAGUGGUUUAAGCACGCGGUCAAGGAGGCGAAUAACGCGAUCCCCAAAAUCGUCGACCGGUUCGUCCCCUACGCAGAAACUCUAAGUGGGUCAGAAGAAGAGCGGGUGGACGAUCUUGUGCUGCUCAAACAGAAAGACCCUGUAGCACCUUCGCCAAAAAACGCCGAGAAAAAUAGCAAAAAAAAGCAGAAAAAUACCGCGGCUCUACUGGCAGCAGCCUCGUCCACUACUCCGGGAAAGAAAGACACGAGUACGUCUGCUGUGAGUACGACCAAAAGCAUCAGCAAGACAACUAUCCUGUGCAAAAGUAUCGCACUCGUACUAAUUGCAAAUGUCGUGCGUGGCAAAUGUUUUUCCUAUAGGGAAAGCAGCAUUACAAAUUCCACUUCCCCUCUUGCCAAAAUUUGUGAUGCAAUCUAUACUAGUGCAGUGGGGUGCUUUUGCAAUGCAUAACAACUACUACAGAGCAACUUCCGAACUUCUCCCCCGACGUUUGUUGGGCGGAAUUCCACGGUGCCGAAGCGACGGUGGAUGUACGGCAGGAGGAAAUCGUGGACACGGCGGACGUGCCCGUUGUGCUCAUCAACAUCGGCGACUCGGUGAAGAUCUCCUACACAUUAACCCAGUCGCUAGACCAGCAGGGAACAAAUACGCCGACGUCCUCGUCGAAACUAGCGGCGAGCAAAGCGGGCGGAGCAAUUGGAGCGGGCGGCCCUUCAGGCCGGCAGUUGCUGGUCACGGUUAAGUCCGGCGAUGCUCUGGUGUUCGGCAAUAAGUGUAGGGAUUUGUUUCACGGCGUGGCGGAGGUCAUGCCGAAUACACGGCCGACCGCCUUGGAAAUGGCCGCUCCCGGAAGGUUGGCGGUUGUUUUGAAAUGAUGCGCGAGGCAGCUUCACGUAGUACUCUCUGUGAUUCAUGUGAUAAACUACAUUGACGCCGCAAGAGACGCGAAGCAAAAAAGCAUAAUAUCACGACACAGCGACACAACAUGUAAAUAUGGCAGUUGUAGUAC